Plasmodium vivax (malaria parasite P. vivax) is the source of this 3093-nucleotide messenger RNA. Its product is annotated as DNA-directed DNA polymerase, putative. Gene Ontology annotation, molecular function: nucleic acid binding; ATP binding. Bases 1 to 3093 code for a protein of 1030 amino acids. Lineage: Eukaryota; Apicomplexa; Aconoidasida; Haemosporida; Plasmodiidae. The transcript has a single exon. The record is from RefSeq and is a predicted model, not a curated record.
AUGAACGUGAAUUGGAUCAGCCACCUCGAAAAUCUGCUCGACAAAAAGAGAAGCCGCGAGAGGAGCGACCACGCGAAAGAGAUUAAGACGGAAAGGAAGGUGCACAGGUAUAGCAGCCACCAGGGGAGCACCCACCAGGGAAACACCCACCAGGGGAACACCCACCAGGGGAACACCCACCAGGAGUGUAGCCCCCCCCUGAGCAGGCAACAUGUGGGGGGAGACCAUUUGGGGAGCCCCCCGGAGUGCGACUACCGACAGUUGCACGCAUACCGCAUAGAGAAAGCCAUUUUAGAAAACUACAAAAAGGAACACAUAAGGGAGUUAUACCCCUGGCAGGCAGAAUGUCUAAGUCUGCUGAAGACGGUUAGGUGGGAGGAAGGGGAAAGCUUCCUCUUCGUCGCCCCCACGUCAGGAGGCAAAACCCUCGUGGCUGAGAUCUUUGCCUUUGAGCAGAUGGACCAGACGGAAAAGACCUUCUUUUUGUUUCCCCUAAAUUCGCUAAUAAAUGAAAAGAUGAGUUACCUGAAGAAGCUGUGCAGGGGGACGAGCAUCAAGGUGGGGAGCGAGUUGGCGGAGAAUGACAUCGUCUUGUGCACCUACGAGAGGAUGAACAAUUAUUUGAAUAGGAACAAGUUGGAGGGGCAGGGGGGCAUGGGGGGCAUGGAAGUGGGCAUGGAAGUGGGUACAAACGUGGGCAUGAACGUGGGCAUGAACGUGGGCAUGAACGUGGGCAUGAACGUGGGUGUGAAGUUGGGGAUGGGCGGUUGCCCCCCCCAAGGAAGUAGCGCCAACCCCCAAGGAAGUAGUGCCAACCGAGGGGGCGACCCCCCCCACAACUACCUCAUCGUGAUCGACGAGUUCCACCUGAUAAGCGAAAAGGGAAGAGGGAUCUACAUAGAGAACAUCAUUUCCAAAAUUAUAUUCCUCAACAGAAAGCAAAGGCAAGCAAAGAUAAAGGUCAUCUGCAUGAGUGGCACGCUGAACAAUUUCCCCGCCUUGAAAAAGUGGAUGAAUGCAAAAAUAUACGUGUCCCCUUAUAGACGUCCCCAAGAGAUAAAGGAGCACUACAUCUGCAACUGUGGAGUGUAUAGGAAGGAGAAGGAAGGGUGUCCCUUUUCAUACCUUUGCAAUGUGUAUGAUUUCUACCGGUCAUGGGCGGAUAAAUCUGGUGAGCAAGGAGCUAAGCGGUUCCUCUACAACGUUGCCAGUGUUAGCAGCUUCAAGAGGUGCAACCUGAGCGACGAAAUGAAUACGUUCCACCAGAAUACCAAAGGUAAUAUUGCUCACUUUUUGAAGAUGAAGAAGAACCCCUCAGUGAACAACAGCCUCGUCCACUCUCUCCUCUGCUUCUCUCUACACAGCCGAGUGAAUAAUUUAAACACUCUUAUCUUCUGCUCGACGAAAAAAAAUUGCGAAGUGUAUAUCAGCUUGAUUAACCAGUAUUUCAGUGCCUUCCCUGUGGAGGACACCCCGGAGGAUGUGCAGCUCAGGAGGGAUAAGCUAAACGAGAGCAUCCGUCAGCUGGAUGGGUAUGCACACAGUACCAUGAGCAAGUUGGUGGCGAACGGGAUCUGCUACUACUAUAGCGAUAUAACAAAUUCGGUGAAGCGAUUGAUCGAGGUGGCUUACAAGGAGAAGACGCUUUUCUUGCUCACCUGCACGUCGACCCUCUCCGUUGGGUUGAACUUGCUCGUAGAUAGAGUCUUAAUAUCAUCCCCCUUCAUCGCCCAGAACUUUCUAAGCAUCACACAGUAUCGGCAGAUGAUUGGCCGCGCGGCGAGGCAGAAGAAGGGGGACUCCUUUCUGCUGGUGGAGAAAAGGCACGAGAAAAAAAUGCUGCAGAUAUUUCAGGAGAGCUGCACGAACAUUACGAGCACAAUGAACGACGGGGGGUCCCUGGACGAGAUGGAAAAGUACCUGAUUGAGUUCCUCUGCCUGGUGGACGCGCGGCCCGUGUCCCUGCGCGAUGUAGUUGUGAUGCUGUCCUUUUCGCUCUGCUUCGCGGAGGUGACGCAGGGGAGCGAAACGCAAUCGAGCGAAACGGAGUUGAGCGAGGCGCAGUUUGGCGAGAGGCAGUUGUGCGAAACGAAGUUGGGAGAAACCAAGUUGAUGGAGGGGCAGUUGUGCGAAACGAAGUUGAUGGAGGGGCAUUCCGCUGACCAGUCGGCUAACCAAACCGCUGACCAAUCUGCUAACCAACCCGAUGACCAAUCUGCUAACCAACCCGAUGACCAACCCGCUCACCACCCCGCCGCUGCCUCCGCGCCUGGCUGCCCCCUCGAAGUUGACGAGGAAAACUUCACCCCCAGCGAGCGCGCCUUCUACGAAGCGAAGAAGGAGCAAAUCCACGCCGUGCUGAAUGUGCUGAUCCAGCACAAGUGCGUCCAAGUGGAGAGCAACCGACGGAGACUCCGCCUCACCAACUUCUGCAGAUCCCUAUGUGUAAGCAACUUCACGGCAUCCUUCGGAUCAGAGCUCCUAUUAGAAGUGAAAAAAUAUGAUAGGGUGCACCUGUUCAACCACAGCUUCCACCUUUGCUACCUCUGCUCGGCACACAACCUGAAUGUCGCCUCCUUCUCCUACUGCCUCCCCUUUUUAAAAAACCUAAUCGGUAUGAUCUGCUCGGACAGUCACACCAAGCACAUCAUUUUUCAAGUCUUAGAAUUCGAUAGCGACGUCAUUAACAUGCUGGCGUUGAGGAAUCAAAACAAUUGCUUUUGGAAGAAGAGGAAGAAAUAUUUUGCAGAGGAUCAGAUGGAGAGGAAACACAAUAAGUUGUAUCUCUCCAUUUUGCUUUUUCUACACUUGAAGGGAACGACCUGCUCCGCUCUUUGCUCUCUUUUUAAAAUAACGGAGGAUGUUCUUCAGUCCGUUUUGCAGCACACGUACAUGCACGUGCACAUUUUGAUUUCGUUUUUCGACCAGCUGGACGAGUGGAUCCUCUCCAGCUUGCUGAGGAAGUUCCUCCUCAACUUUAGGGCCUGCAGGCUCGCCUCGGAGGAGGGGGGGCGCGCCAGGGCGCCCCGGGGGCGCAGGGCCCUCCGCGGGGGGCACACUCGGGAGCGUUCAGCUAAUGAGCGGCCCGGUUGA